Messenger RNA from Gamsiella multidivaricata, 2668 nucleotides. RefSeq lists its product as uncharacterized. The record is from RefSeq and is a predicted model, not a curated record. NCBI's taxonomy places the organism in Eukaryota, Fungi, Mortierellomycota, Mortierellomycetes, Mortierellales, Mortierellaceae. Bases 238 to 2295 code for a protein of 685 amino acids. The transcript has 3 exons.
GCCUCCGUCCCCUCUUUUGUCUUCUCUUCCUUCCCUUUCUUUCCUUCCUUCCUUUACUCAACCUUUACAUCCUUUCUUCAACGCCAUCCACUGCACUCCUUUUCUUUCACCAAGAUUGUCUAUUUUCUUCCUUUGUAUCUUGUAUCUAUCUAUACCUUCUUUGCAUCAAAUUAAAUCCCAAAGGAGCCCACCUCCACACCCACGCACCAGCCGAAAGCCAAAUAUCAUUUACUAACCAUGGGAGCAGAAACCGUCAGCACGCAUACCGUCAACGACGCCACCACAACCAUCGUCACCCGCACCACCACUAUUGUCUCUGAACACGAGGAGAUAGUCGAGCCCAAGGAUCAUCAUCACCACCACCGCGGCGUUGUUGAAAACGUCCGACAGACCUUCCGCGAUUAUUGGUAUCCCUCGAACUCGAACCAGGACGAAGACGAAGACGAAGACGAUGACGACACCGAUGAGAUUCAUCACGACCCUUCGCUCCUUCGGAACAACAGCGUCCUGCGACGCGCUUAUGAUUAUGUGAAAACUCUCACCCAGGAUGCGGAUGAGGCCGCCAAGGAGCUUGUCAUCGAAGCCAGGAAGGCACGCGACGAGGCUGCAGCCGAGGCCAAGUGGGCAAUGUUUGGCUACAAGAAGGAAGCUCGUGAGGCAUACGAGGCUGCCGAAAAGAAAUACAAGGAGGCCCUUGCGUCUGCGGAGCGUGUCCACGAGGAAGCGCGCGAGAAGGCUAAAUCAAAGUGGUUCCAGACCCUUGACAAGACCGAGCGCGAGGUUGAAGACAUCAAGGACGAGGCUUCGGAGAUCACCCACAAGAAAUGGGAUCGCUUCAAGUCAGCCGUCAACUCGUUGGUCUACAGCCCACCCAAGUACGAAUGCGGUCCCAAUUCGCAGUACUGGUUCUCGCGUCAUCACUCAGGUGGAUGGGAUUGCAGAGAGGUUUGGGAUCACCCUAGCCGACACGAUCACCGUCAUCUUAACGUCAAGACAGUGCCCAAGAAACAUAUCUCAACCGAGCGCGUGCAUGAUUCGCUGAACGAUCUGUGGAAUCAGGCUGCGGCGAAGUCCAAGAAUGCUCCAUCUGUCUCGUCGUUCGAGUCCAGCUUGAAGCCUGUCAAGGAUUAUUACCACAGUGUCUUGGACCGCAUCUACCGCGGCGAGGCUGGUGCAGUCGAGGAGCUAGAUUCGGUGGCUGACAAGAUCAAGUCCAAGUUGAACGAGGCCAAGUACUAUGAAGAGCAGACCGACUCGUGGUUGACCUCGCAGUGGAACGCUAUUGUCGACAACACCGGUGAGACCAAGGAUCACUAUGAACGUGCCUUCAAGAACACUCUGAAGAGCGUCAGGAACACGCGCGCCGAAAUUUACAACUCGUUCCUCAACAGCUUGCAGAGAUCUGUUAACAUUGCCAGGAACAACAUCAAUGACGCCUACCGCGCCACCAAGGACCAGGCUGAUAAGUCCCGCCUCCAUAAGGCCAUCAAGGAUGCAACCGACUCCUUUACCACCACGAUCAAGGAUGCCGAGGCCAAGAUCAAGGCGGCCCCUAGGAACGCGUAUGACAGUGCUGUCGAGACCUUCAACCGCGACACAGCACACCUCAAGGCUAAGCUCGAGCACGCUGCUUCGAUUGCUUCCAAGUCUGCAUCCUCCGCCUCUCAUCACGCGUCCAAGUCUGGCUCGUCUGCUGCUCACCAUGCAUCCAAGUCUGGCUCGUCUGCCAUUCAUCAUGCGUCUAAGUCUGGCUCGGCUGCCAUCCACCAUGCGUCCAAGUCUGGCUCGGCUGCCAUUCACCAUGCGUCAAAAUCGGCUUCGUCGCUUUCUCACAAGGCAUCCAAGUCGAUCUCGUCCGCCUAUAGCCAUGCAACUGGCGAUGCCAAGAACAUGGCGGACGAAGCUCAUAAGUCCUACCAUUCGGCUUCCGACAAAGCUCGCCAUGGCUACGAAAAGGCUACUGCCUCGGUCAGCUCCAUGUGGGGUUCGGCCACACCCAGUUCGUCGCCCAUGCACAAGGCCCAUGACCAAUAUCAGAAGCUGAUUGGAAAUGUUCACUCCCAAUGGUUUGGAGAGCAGGAUCGUGGCGCGAUGAGUGCCAGCUCAGUUUAUGGUUCGCUCUUGGCUAUCUAUUUCUUGUUCUUGGCGCACCGCAUCUGGCGCAAUAGACGAUUGGGUCGCAUGACCGAUCCCAGCCAGACCACCAUUACUGUUGUUAAGAAUAACGAUUCUUUGCACAACGGCGAUCGCACGAUGACCAAGAUCGAAAAGUUCAGGAGCAACCCGUCACCUUGAUUCUUCUCGUCCUCUUGGAACUCUCAGGAUUCUCGCGCGUCGCUCUGCACACUCUCUUUAUCGGACUCGUGUCAUCGCAGCUGCUCCAGGGUGGCCUGUUGAACGAUCUGUUGACGCAGAUGGGUAUCGUUGAUGGUGUGCAUGCGUCUGGCCGCGAUAUUGGAACGUACAUGUCGUGGGGCGUCCUGGCCUUUGCAGCCUUGGCCAACGGCAUCAAGGUUCUUCACGAGUAAUCGCGGUGUUUUUUCCCCGCACCUGGCUCCUUCUAGUUUCUAAUCAGUAACAGGCCGACACUCAUCGUUUGAUUGUGUUGUUUAUCGUCAAACACUUGCAUUGCAGUAACUUGUACAAAAAUAAAAACUGAAUUGCGUUC